Messenger RNA from Zymoseptoria tritici IPO323, 2013 nucleotides. RefSeq lists its product as uncharacterized. NCBI's taxonomy places the organism in Eukaryota, Fungi, Ascomycota, Dothideomycetes, Mycosphaerellales, Mycosphaerellaceae. The coding region runs from base 1 to 2013 and encodes 670 amino acids. The transcript has 4 exons. The record is from RefSeq and is a predicted model, not a curated record.
AUGACGCUCCAGACCGUGUCAUUGCUCGACCCGCCCCGUUUCAACGCUCUGUCGUAUUGCUGUGGUACGGACCCCCCAAGCAGACCAGUCCUAUUGCACGGCAACGUCACGUUGAUCACCGCAAACUUGGAGUCCGGCCUCCGGCAGCUGCGCACAAAUGAUGUGAAUGAUGCAUUGGUGGUAAUGCCGUUGUGGGUCGAUGCACUGUGCAUCAGCCAAGAGGACGUGGAAGAACGCUCGCAGCAGGUAUUGCUUAUGCGAGAGGUGUACAGUCAGGCAGCGGAAGUCAAAGUCUGGCUUGGAGAUGCUGACGACGAUACGGAGUUUGCCAUCCAUUGCCUGCGUCGGAUCAUCACUGGAGAAUUGGACGGCCGGGAUUUCGCUCGGACUGACCUGGCGAUCUUCAAAAGCGAGAUGAUAGCAGUGGCUUCUCUUUUCCGACGUCGAUACUGGACAAGAAGAUGGAUACUGCAAGAGCAACUGCUCGCGAAAAACAUGAGAUUGUACUGCGGCCAGUGUAGCGUCUCGUGGUCCGUUUCUGAGCGGAAAGCCGUCUCCGAAUACCACUACCGCUUUUUCACGAACUCCGCUUCAUUUCCAAAACGUCUCGGUAUUCCAGGCUUCUGGAAAAGCAUAGUCGACAUCAUCGACGCCAUUGACCCUGUAAAAUCCAUCUAUUCCGCCCAGUCAAGAGGUGAGGACCUGCCCGAUUGGCCUUGGCGUCUCGAUACUUUCCUGGACGAUGUCGCAACCCACGAGUGUCUACGACCUCACGACAUUGUCUAUGCCCUACUAGGCAUCCUUCCGAACACGGAUAUCAUUCCAGACUACUCUGCACCCCUAGCCACGGUACUGACAGACUACGUCUACCGGCUGAUGACCGAGUCAGACCAACUCAACAUCCUCUAUCGGCUACGCAGCUCAGAUUCGACGCUGCCCUCCUGGGUUCCUGAGAUGCGCCCUGAAGUACUUAAGCGACUACGUUCUUCGGAGCGUCUGAUCAGGGACUUGCUGGGUCAUGCGUUGUACCAAUGCGCAGCAGGACACUUCGCAGCCCCUUUCCUCCAGCUGGAGCGAAACAUGCUGUGCGUUCUGGGCUUUCAACUCGACAGCAUCGCAGCGAUCGGCACUAAGCACCCCAAUUUCAAGCUGUCAAGUCCCAAUCAGGUCCAGGGAAACCUACCAUCAGACUGGUGGGCUUUAUACAGCGCUCAUUGCCAGCAAAAUGACCCUGAGUUGAACGCCGAGGGUAUCGAGAACGACUUAUUCCGUAUUUACUACCGCGACCGGCUGUCUGGCAUGGCCGCGAGCCAUGCGGGUGUGUAUUCGGGAAAACGAAACUUCCGUCUGACGGAUGACGAUGUCGCGGAGUGCAGGGCCGAUGCGUAUGCAGAGUAUCCCUUUGCAUCCGUUGGUCUGAAGACCUUUUUCGUAACGCAGGAUGGACGAGCGGGAAUGACGCAUACAGGUCCGCAGGUGGGAGAUUGCAUCUUCGCAAUCGCUGGACUUGGCAUGCCCCUGAUCCUGAGGAAGACCGAUAAGGCAGAUGGGCAUCCAGCAGCUUGGGAGAAGAUCGCGGUGUGUUAUCUACAUGUCCACCUCUUCCAGUGUAGCCACCUGCUAUCAAACCACUUUCAACGUGAACAACUCACCUCCGACCCGAACCAUCUCCACCACCAGAACACCCUCUCCCACACAAAUUGCGCUCUUCCACUCUCCACCCUACUCUUGCUCUUCCCUCUCUUUCUCCCACCCGCCUUCGCUGGUGACUCGGACGGUGGACCUCCUAAGUCAUCACCGAAAAUCGAAAGAGUCGCCGCCGAAGUGUCCCCACCAUUGCGAAUGCUGCUGUGCUGGAGAAAGCCACGUGAAGAACGGAUACUACCAUUCGACGAGGAACAUGAGGAUACGUGCUAUUGCGUGGCACCGAGCAGCAAUGGAGGCGAUCCGAAGGGAUGUGAAGCUCCUUGCAAGCCAAAUAAGAAGAAGCCGCCUGCGCUUCUCGCGGGUUAA